AUGAAAAACGAUAAAGAAAAUUGCUUUGUCCGUCUCGCAGAGCCAAGUUGGAACGCUGCAGCGCUCAAUUCUUUGUCUCCCGUCUGUAUGAGAGCGCCGCAGCGCACCGGGGUCUUGAGCGCCACAGUGCCCCUGGCAGUGGGCCGCCGCGCUGAGGUUUGGAGCACCCCACAUUCUGCUCUAUCUUUUUCCACCAAACUAUGCAGCACCAGGACGCUCGGUUAUAAGAGCGAAUCCAUUGGAAGAGAAUAUAUGGGAAGAAUUCCUUCUUAUGAAGAAAAAGUUCAGGCGCUGAAGAAAGCUGAGAUGCUUCAAAGUCAGAUGGCAUCGAAUCACCCCUCAUUCGUUAAACCAAUGGUUCGAUCGCAUGUGUCUAGUUGUUUUUGGCUUGGUCUUCCAACAAAGUUUUGCAAGGACCACCUGAAUCCUGAUGUGAUGACAAUGGUAUUAGAAGAUGAAAAGGGUGAAGAGCAUGAAUCCAUUUAUAUCGGGAAGCGUACUGGCCUUAGUGGUGGGUGGAAAAGCUUUGCAGUGGAUCACAAUUUGGAAGAUGGAGAUGCUUUAGUAUUCAAGUUGAUUAAACCCACCAGAUUCAAGAUAUACAUUGUAAAGGCUGUUGGGGGAUCACCUGUAGUAGCAAAGGAGAAGAAGGACCCUUCAUCCCUCCUUCCCAAACAAGUUGCAGAAAAGGAAUCAACAAAACUAGUAAGCAAUAUAAGGAAGAGAAAGAUAAAAAGAACAUGACCUUUUAACUGAGUUGAAGCACAGGGAUGCUGCUUUAGGCAUCAAUAACAAUUUUGUUUUCCUCAUGACUUCAAGCUUAGAGACUUGAUAUAGACUGAAAGUCAUUUUUUGAUGAGCAAUUAUAAAGCUUGAGGCGGUUUUGCUUGGAUCUUAGGUUAAUUGCUACUUGAUGUGAGCUUAUAAAAAUUCUAAUUAUCUUCUUAAUUCAA
Molecule: messenger RNA, 953 nt
Organism: Dendrobium catenatum
Lineage: Eukaryota; Viridiplantae; Streptophyta; Magnoliopsida; Asparagales; Orchidaceae
Product: B3 domain-containing protein Os05g0481400
Exons: 4
Coding region: 1-744 (247 amino acids)
Molecular function (GO): DNA binding
Source: RefSeq, a predicted model, not a curated record